AUGCGUGUUUUAGGAGAUCGGCAUUCCGCGGGCGGGUUAUCCUCGCUUCGUGGUAGCGUUUCUAGGAAUAACCCAUGUCCCGAGAUGCAUUUUAGGAUCUCGCUCUGCCUUCGGGGUGGCGUGUUAGGAGCGAGUCCCUGCCCCUCAGGGCAUUCCGCGGGCGGAUUAUCCUCGCUUCGUGGUAGCGUUUCUAGGAAUAACCCAUGUCCCGGGAUGCAUUUUAGUAUCUCGCUCUGCCUUCGGGGUGGCGUGUUAGGAGCGAGUCCCUGCCCCUCAGGGCAUUCCGCGGACGGGUUAUCCUCGCUUCGUGGUAGCAUUUCUAGGAAUAAUCCAUGUCCCGGGAUGCGUUUUAGGAUCUCGCUCUGCCUCGGGGGUGGCGUGUUAGGAGCGAGUCCGUCCCUCAGGGCAUUCCGCGGGCGGGUUAUCCUUGCUUCGUGGUAG
This is a messenger RNA of Linum trigynum, 441 nucleotides long. Lineage: Eukaryota; Viridiplantae; Streptophyta; Magnoliopsida; Malpighiales; Linaceae. The record is from the annotation of a GenBank genome assembly.